AGCGGCGCACAGCCAAGAUGGCGGCUGGGCUGCGGAAACGCGGCCGGGCGGGUUCCGCGGCCCAGCCGGCGGGGAUCUGCAGACAAUGGCUGCACCGCGCCUGGCAAGAACGGCGCCUGCUGCUGCAGGAACCGCGCUACACGCUGCUGGUGGCCUCCUGCCUCUGCCUGGCAGAGGUGGGCAUCACCUUCUGGGUCAUUCAAAGGGUGGCAUAUACAGAGAUCGACUGGAAGACCUACAUGACCCAGGUGGAAGGUGUCAUCAACGGCACAUAUGACUAUACACAGCUGCAGGGUGACACUGGACCACUUGUCUACCCAGCUGGCUUUGUAUACAUCUUUAUGGGGCUAUACUAUGCCACUGGCCAGGGCACUGACAUCCGAAUGGCCCAGAACAUCUUUGCUCUGCUUUACCUGGCUACCUUGCUGCUUGUUUUCUUAAUCUACCACCAGACCUGUAAGGUACCUCCCUUUGUCUUUUUCUUCAUGUGUUGUGCUUCGUACCGCGUCCACUCCAUUUUUGUGCUACGACUCUUCAAUGACCCAGUGGCUAUGGCACUGCUCUUCCUCAGUAUCAACCUUUUCCUGGUCCGGCGCUGGAGCUGGGGCUGCUGCUGUUUCAGCCUGGCAGUCUCUGUGAAGAUGAAUGUGCUGCUCUUUGCCCCUGGGUUGCUGUUCCUUCUUCUCACUCAGUUUGGCUUCCGUGGUGCUCUCCCCAAGCUGAGCAUCUGUGCUGCACUUCAGGUGGUGCUGGGACUGCCCUUCCUACUGGAGAACCCCAUUGGCUACCUGUCCCGCUCCUUCGACCUUGGCCGCCAGUUUCUCUUCCGCUGGACAGUGAACUGGCGCUUCCUGCCUGAGGCUUUCUUCCUCCAUCGCGGCUUCCACCUCGCCCUCCUGGCUGCCCACCUUGCCCUGCUCUUGCUGUUUGCCCUGUGCAGAUGGCACAGGACAGGGGAAAGUAUCCUGUCGCUGCUGAAGGAUCCCUCCAAAAGGAAGGUCCCACCCCAGUCCCUCACACCCAAUCAGAUUGUUUCUACCCUCUUCACCUCCAACUUCAUUGGCAUCUGCUUUAGUCGUUCCCUUCACUACCAGUUCUACGUGUGGUAUUUCCAUACUCUGCCCUACCUCCUAUGGGCCACGCCUGCACGCUGGCUCACACAUCUGCUCAGGUUGCUCUUGCUGGGACUCAUCGAGCUUUCCUGGAACACGUACCCAUCCACACCUUGCAGCUCUGCUGCCCUGCACAUAUGCCAUGCUGUCAUCCUGCUACAGCUCUGGCUGGGCCCGCAGUCUUUCCCCAAGAGCAUCCAGCCCAGCAAGAAAGCCCACUGAAGUCCAACCCUUCUCCUCAAGGCCAGGAGGACCUGGGUGUGAUGGACUCUGUGCUCUUCCCAAUAAAUCUUGCCAAGUCC
This is a messenger RNA of Dipodomys spectabilis (banner-tailed kangaroo rat), 1414 nucleotides long. It is a transcript of the gene Alg3, whose product is annotated as ALG3 alpha-1,3- mannosyltransferase. The record is from RefSeq and is a predicted model, not a curated record. Gene Ontology annotation, cellular component: endoplasmic reticulum. Gene Ontology annotation, molecular function: dol-P-Man:Man(5)GlcNAc(2)-PP-Dol alpha-1,3-mannosyltransferase activity. The transcript is spliced from 9 exons. Bases 18 to 1334 code for a protein of 438 amino acids. Lineage: Eukaryota; Metazoa; Chordata; Mammalia; Rodentia; Heteromyidae.